This is a messenger RNA of Cuculus canorus (common cuckoo), 1263 nucleotides long. RefSeq names its product hydrocephalus-inducing protein-like. The coding region runs from base 1 to 771 and encodes 256 amino acids. Gene Ontology annotation, biological process: axonemal central apparatus assembly; cilium movement. The transcript has 9 exons. Gene Ontology annotation, cellular component: axoneme. The record is from RefSeq and is a predicted model, not a curated record. Lineage: Eukaryota; Metazoa; Chordata; Aves; Cuculiformes; Cuculidae.
AUGGAAGAUACUGAGGAGACUGGGAGCCUGCAACGGAGGCAGUUCACGCAGGCAGAGCCCGUCAGCGUGGGAAUAGAGGAGGUUUUCAACAUCCUGCCUCUGCAUGGUGUACUGCUGCCGGGUGAGAGCCAGCGGGUCAUGUUCACUUUCUUUGGCCACGCAAACAUCGUCGCCGGCGUCAUGGCUCUGUGCAGGGUGGAGGGAGGCCCCACCUACGAGGUUGCACUGAGUGGGGAGGCUUCCCUUAUCAACUCCGUCCUGGACAGCGCAGAGAUUGACUACGGCCUGCAGGGGUUUAACAAAGUUGGAGAAGCGGAGGUCACCCUGCGGAACAGUGGGAAGGUGGGAUUCACCUAUGCAGUGCUGAGCCCCAGCGUGGCCACUGCAGGCUGCCCGCGGCCCCGCGAGCCCCUGGUCCUGCCCAGCACGGGUUAUGUUGGAGCUGGCAAGGAGCAAGCGCUGAAAGUCUACUACCUGCCAGGAGUACCUGGUGGCUUCUGCAGGACUUUCCAGGUCCAAGUGGGUCACCUGGAGCCAGAAGAGAUCUCCUUAAAAGGAGAGGGUAGCUUUCCCAGGAUCUCCUUGGAGCUCCCCAGGAAUAUCAAAGGAAAUGAAAAAUAUGAGAAGGUCCUCAAGGUGGCAAAAGAGAAGAUGGAACAAGACAGCCAGAGAGAUGAAGCUGUUGUUCUGGGAGAAACUGUGGCUGCAGAGACGGCUCGAGCACCAUGUUGGAGCCUUGUCUGCAGAUGCAGAUGGAGCAGAUGCUGCUAGAGGAACAUGCCCUGGAGCAGCUGAAAGCUCUGGCCUGCGGUCCCCCAGAGGACACUGCCUUUGACCAGUGUGCUCGCUGCGGGCUUCUCAAAGCUGAGCUGCCUGAGUACAUCCUGGACUUUGGCUACGUCAUUCGUGGUAGUACCCACACUCACGUUGUGAAGAUCACCAACACCGGGCGGUUUCCUGUGUCCUUCUGCACUGGCCGAAGGGUCCUGCGUAGCACAGGUUUCCGUGUGGAGCCGGAGCACGUGAAGGACCUGCCGUGCUGUGAGACCGAGUCAUUCACAGUGCACUUUGACUCAGAAAGUGCCAACCUGCCACUGGGAGAGGUGGACGUGCUCCUGCCCAUCAAGGUUCAGCCCUCCUGCAAGUCAGUGUUUCAUCACACCGCAACCACCACAGGAGAACAUAGCCCAGUUGGAAGGCUCAGCAUCUGCAGAGGGCAGCUCCAGGGAAGAGGCUGCAGAGGAGCCAGCCAAAGGCCUGGGA